CAGAUAUUUUUUGAAUCAAGAUUUUUAUCAAGUUCAUUGGUGGUGAAUUUCCAACACACACCAAACAAAAACAAGGGUCGCCCACUUGCUGCGGCACACUUGUUGACAAGAACACAUCUGCAUACAAGAUGCCAACGCGAGAUGGGUCUCGCCAUCUCGGCCUCAAUGGCGCACAACACAGCAAGCAAGAUAUAGCCGCAGCAGUACCGCCAGGACCUCCACCAAUAGGCAGUGGUGCCAAAAUAUGGGCGUCGGUGCUCCAUCUAGUCCGAAAAGUUGUUCCGUUGGAGCGUUCAGCGCCACCAGCCGCUGUCAAUUCAGGCACUGGCUCUUCGCCAAUACCAGGCGCUCCGCCCGGAGCAUCCCAUGCUGCUGCUGCUAACGGUGCUGCACACACUAUGCAACCACCAGCUUCCUCCAGCAUUUCUACCUCUUCCUCUGCAUCUUCUUCUUCUUCUUCCUCCUCCUCCUCUUCCUUGUUAACAUCUCAUGACAUCCCUGCUGCCGUGAAAAAAAUCCGUAAAUCGCCGCGAAGAACGCGGUAUAUCGACUCGCUUCGGUUUUGGGUGGGCUGCAUUUUGUGGAUUGGCCUGAGCAUAUUCAUCGCGACCGUCGACGACUAUCCAUCGUCCGACGUACGCAAUUUGAAUCCUCCUGCGGUGCUCUCGUUGGCAGACGCCCUGUUCACCCCAAAAUCCGACUUGCCUUGGCUGUCCCAGUUUGUCAGCGGCAUUGCCUCUUUACCAGCAUUCGCCUCCUCGGCAAGUCCAGGCCCCUCCUUGCCACCAGCCGCUGCACCCUCUGGAAGUGCAAACCACAACCACCACAGCCACCACAGCCACCCACACCACCACCACCACCACCACCAAGGCAAUCCUGCCACUCCGCCAUCGCCGGCCUCGGGCAGUCUGGACGCAAACUCCGUGCCGGCCCAACUCCCUUUCGCAACAAGCAGCACCGCUUCGUCCGCAAUCUCCUCCUUCCUCGGUUCGCUCCCGAUCGAGUUGGUGGCAACCCGCGGGCCAUGGUCGUCGCUACAAUGUCGAAGCGUCACUACAUCCACCAACAGCCAGGCUGCUUCGCCCAAAAAGCUGCCCGUCCUGUACUGUGGUUCUCGGGUGUGGAUGGCGGACGCCGUCAUGUUGGGUUCGCAGCUCGCUCAAGUCGGCAGCGCCCUCCAACUGUCGUCCACAGCGCCGACGCCUUCACCCGUAGCGCCGCAUCAGCAUUUGCGUGUGCCUCGCUCGGCGACUCGCCAAAACCCUUUUGCACCCUAUUCGUACGAAGAUGCGCACGCCCUCUUUGGCACCGCGCACCAAGCAGCGCACCACUUUGCCGCACACGAGGAACUCCUUCAGUCCACCUUUCUUAACAUUUAUCAGCGCGUGUCCGAGUACCGCACGCUGGGUGAUUCAGCCUCGCUGUUCAGCCACGAUUCGCAAUCUGCUCCAUCAUCAUCGGCCUCUGCCUCGCCAAGCAAUCCUGACAACGCGGAUGCUGCUCCGUCCGAAACGCAAAAGCAGCUCCGAAUGUUCCAGCAAGAAUGUCAGUUGCCUCCUGCGCCGGCGGGCAUCGACCGCCAAUGCACCGUUUUCGCCUAUCCCCGCAUUGCCCAUUGGUACGAGCACCUGUCGCAUGAGCUGAGCUUGGCCCUGGCCGACGGCUCUGUCAACGAAGCGAUUGCCAACGCAAAGCAAAAGGUGCUUGCGCAGCUGUACAAUCAUCCAAACUCAGAGUUGUGCAUUGUCGUGCUGCGCCUCAACAACAUGGUGUACACGGGCACGCUUGUCGCUGCAAUCGACCAGUCACACUCGAUUCUGCGCAUGGCACAGCAAGCUGCGGCACGUGUCGAGCAGCGCUUUGUGGAAAAGAUGCCCCAGGACACUGUCAGCGACGUGGUUCUUGGCGUUGCCCGUCUUGCAAAGCAUUCGGUGCAGCGCCUGUGCAUCUUUGCCGUUAGCACCGCCAUCCGCACCGUGUCGACUCUGGGCUCGCUGGUGGUCAGCCUCGCCACUGAAAUUGGUGGUCGCGCAAUGUCCGAUGACGCUGCGUACGACUACGACGAUGAAAGCGAGUUGUUUGUCGAGGACGGCGAGCAAGAGCUUGUUCCUGCUGCUGGCGAUGUCCACCAGCCAGCGCGCACGGACUGCAGCUCAUCUGCAGUGGACGAAGCCAGCGCGCAAAUUCGGUGCUCUGACGUGAUGCCCCUGCAGCCCAGCCCGCCCCACCCGCCGCGCCAGUUGUCAGACGAGGGCAUUGCGCAGCUCGAAGUUCAGCUCUCUCGCAUGUUGGACAUCCUGUCCAUCCCCAGCGAGUCUCCCGUUGCGCCCGAAAAGGCUGCGCGCAUCACUCAGCUCCGCGACUGUGUCAUGAGCCUGCGUGUCGUGCUCGAGUCGAUUCGGCGUGGGCGCAUUGCUCAGCGCGAAGCCACCGACCACUUCCAGCUCAUCCUUUCGCUUGCCGCCCAGUUUGGUGCUUCCAUCCCAACCGAGUCGCUCGGGGUUGCCAAAACCACCGGGUCUGCUCAAGACCGGAUUGAGGAUGCAGCAGCUGCUGCUGCUCAACAGACCACGGCGGACGCGUCGCAGCAAACUCAACCAGCAUCGUCGGCCACUCAGCCUGCGCGACCAAAACGCCAAAGCGGCAAGCGUCGUGCUGCCUCGUCGCAGCUGGACCCGUUGGACGACGUGAGUGGCACGAAAGAAUCCGUCUUUUUGACGUUGAUGGCGUGUUUGGCGCUGUUUGCCACAGUUCGUCGCAUCUCCAAUCGCUUGUUCCGAGACCCGCAUGCGCCGACUUCUGCUACUGCUACUGCUACUGCUGCUGCUGUCUCGUCCGGCUCCGAGCAGGCGGAUGAUGUCGAUGCAGCGCAAACAGCAACAGACACUUCAACUUCCGCAAAGGACUCUGCGGUGGACGCCCGCCUCGUGCCACCACGGCAACAGACCAAGCAGCAACAACAAAAGCAGCAGCAAAUGCGCCAGCGCUCUCACAAGACAGAGGACGACUCGCCGCUGCCUCAAGUCUCCGCCUCGACCGCUUCAACCACAACCAUCUUUGAAGAGGUGGUCCCGGCGCCCGGCGUUCCAGCAGUUGGCAUGGCGCAGCAGUCCACCAGUCAGUCGCUCAGCCUCGCUUCGAAUGGCGAGAUGCAUGCUGCUGUCAAGUCAGUCACGCUCGUGACCACCGCCACCACCACCACCAUCCUCGAUGCUUCGUCGUCGGACGACACCGUCAUGGCGGCUGAGCCGGGAGGCGGGUCUGAAAGUGCCCCGCACAGCGCUCGCUCCUCCUUGUCCGAAGGCACGGGGUCCCAACGCACUUCCAUUUCGGCCGACUCUGCUUUCACGCUCAUGCCACCGCCUUCACCCCGCUCCACCAAGUCGUCACGUCGCCGCAAGCCGUCCGCAACGCCGUCCAUAGACGCUUCUGCGCAAGGAUCGCCUGCACCCUCAAUCCCCCCGUCGCCUCGCGCCUUCUUUGAAGGAAACUCGUUCGAUGCUUGGCCGCCCGCAUCCAACAACGGGUCUACUGUUGGCAAGCAUCGUUCGUCCGCCAGCGCCAGCAGCAACGGAACUAGCAACGGCCAUUCACGCAGCGCCCGCCGUUCGUCGCAACAGCACUCCUCUGCCUCUUUGUCUCAUCAUCAUCCUCAUCACGCACCGGCAGCUCAUUCGCAAAAUGGCGGGUUGUCGAAUCCUGGCGCUUACUUUGAUCCGCAACAGCACCUGUUCCAACAGCAGCAGUACCAGUUGCAACGUCAGCAGUUAUUGCAACAGCAGCAGCAGCAAUUCCCGUCGGCAUUGGGACAGUCAUCUUCAUUCGCUCGGCAGCCGCAAGCACAACAGUCGCAGCAACAACAGCACACUGCCUUGGCGUCGCGCUCCGUUCCCAACUUGCCAGGAGAUGCAUCCUUCACUGCCCAAUUUGAAGCAUGGCAAAACUAUUUGCUGCAAGUGGCGCAGAUGGAUCCGGCUGCACUCUACGGUCUUUUGCACACGAGUGCGGCAGCAAACGCGAUUUCGUCCACGCAAUCCGCCGCUGCGGUCGUGUCUGCAAAGCAGGCAGCUCAGCCCAAUGGCAAUGGUUCCACACGCGCCAGCACGCCUUCGUCUGGCGGCGCCAGUGCGUCUGGUACACCAACCGUCUACCCUGCAGUGUCGCCUGCGGCGACAGGCGCAGCCCCAGUAGGUAGCCUGUCUGCGGCCAGUAGCGUCGAGAAUCUCGCGGCUCCAAGCACCACCUCCGACACGUCAACUCCCUCCGCUCUCGCAAGCGAGACUGAUCCCUUGGCCUCGGUUGUCUCUUUGCUGCAACAGCAGCAAAAGUGGUUUUCCAGCCAGCCCAAUGUUGCCGUUCCGGUCUCAUUGCCGGCCGCCAGCGAGACCCCAGAUGCGUUGCUCUCGGCCGAGGCGCCAGCACCGAGUGUCCAUCCAACGCACGCCGUGACGGUCCCCUUGCAGACCCGUCGCACCCGCUCGUGUGCCUCGUCGUCGUCGUCGCUGCUGCCAGCAGUCGCCACGAGUCUUGCGGUCUCGGCAGCAUUUGCACAGUCCGAUUCGGUGCUCGGUGGCGUCUCGCCGCCGUUAUCUCCCAGCAUGUCGUCCGCCCUCUCCAUGUCGUCCUCGUCCGACUCGUCCACGACUUCGAUGGGAUCGUCGUUGUCGUCCAUGUCGUCUGCCACCACGUCAACCUCGCCCACCACUCCCCCCGAAAGCAGCACCCUCGCUACCAAAGUGCAAACUUGGAAUAGCACCAUUGUCCGGGGUGUCUAUUGCUGCAAUUGCGGCUAUGAGGGACACACCAUCCGCGAUUGUCGCGAACCCACGCUGGACGAAACGAUGCGCCAGCAGGCUCAACCACCCGUGCGUUCUGCGAACAACAACGGGCUUUCGGCAACUGGUCCUGCGCCCUCGAUGAAUCUACAGGAAGCCGCUCGCCUGGUCCUUGCGCACGCCAGCUACCUCGAGCAGAUGAACAAGAUUGUGCAGCUACAGAACAAGCUCAUUCCGCCGCCUGGAGGCCAUGCCGGAGGGACCGACGUUCGCGCUGCUCAGCAGCAGCAGCAACAGCAGCUUCCACAAAUGCCACCUCGCGUGCCGCUCGCUGCACCGUUUCCGCUCCCACCGAUAGCGAUUGAUCCCCAUCUCUUGCAACAGCAGCUGCUGCUCCAUGUACAGCAACAAGCGUUGUUGGGUGGUGGUGGUGGUGCUGGCGGUCCUCCGGCUGGAGUGUUUCCCAACCCACCUCCUUCGCACGCCGUGUCGGCACCCAACAUGCCAAUGCUCGCCCCCUCGCUCGUAGCCGCAGCCACUGCCGCCCUGUCGCCUUCCCCUGCGCUCCAGCAACAGCAAGAGCUGAUUCGACUUCAGUUUGGCGGCAUGCAGCCUCCGAUUCCUUUUGCGCGGCAGCCUCCGCGUGCGCCUUCGUCGCUUCCCAACGCUCAGUCUGCGCAGCUCUGAUUUGAGCGAAAGUUUCUUGGAACUGCGUUGGCGUCCAGGCCGUUGCCGCGAGUUUAUGCCCACGACGAUCGUUCGUUUUUUGUGAAGUGUGUUUUGUUUGCAACGACCCCAGCUCUUUCCCAAGCGGUAGCUCUCAUGCUACUACUCUUGGAAUUUUUUCAGUAUCCCUUUGCAUGAAGAGAUUUUUCGCGCCAUGUCAUUAGAAUCUGUGUUUUUGUUUUUCCUUUUGUUAUGAACUUUAAUAUUAUUACUGUAUUUUUUCGUUGAAUUUCUUGCAACGGA
This is a messenger RNA of Capsaspora owczarzaki ATCC 30864, 5744 nucleotides long. RefSeq lists its product as hypothetical. Lineage: Eukaryota; Filasterea; Ministeriida; Capsasporidae. Bases 129 to 5462 code for a protein of 1777 amino acids. The record is from RefSeq and is a predicted model, not a curated record. The transcript has a single exon. Gene Ontology annotation, molecular function: nucleic acid binding; zinc ion binding.